CUCCCUCGAUGGUGGCGGCAGUAGAGCUAGGAUCGAAGGGGAGGUUGGUGGACUCGAUGAGCACUAUGUGGAGUCCGUCGGUGCCGCGUGUGAGUUCGAUUCCUUCGACGAGGUCCACCCCAGUGCCGAACUCCACUAUGGAAGAAAAGAACUCGAAAAGCCCCAUCCCCAUUCGCUUUCUCGCUCCCCUGCCUCGCCUACAGAGAGAGAGACCGAGACCAGAGGGGACUGGGAGAGUGGCGGCCGGCGGGGACAUGGCGACGAAGGCGAGCAGCGCCGCCUCCGGCGCGGCCUACGAGGAGCAGCGCAGGAAGCGGGUCCUCGAGAACCUCAAGCACCUCGAGGAUUUGGGCAUAUCGGAGAUGUCGAAGAGCCUGCUCCAGGCGGCGAGGCUGCAGAAACAGAGCAAGGGCGGCGUGCGCGUGAGCCCCAAGGCGAGGAAGAAGUUCGACGCCACCGAGGUGCGGCGUUCCUCGAGGGCGAAGGCCACGGUUUCCUACAAAGAUGAUUAUGGCGAACUAGAUACUUUUCUUCGUCGCAAAAGGCGCAGUGGUGGUAAGAACUCUGAGCAGGGAAGAGAAUACACUGGAAGAGUUUCUUCUUAUGAACAGCAACAGCGUGCUUUCAGAAGAGCUGAGAAACUUCAAGAUGGUCUGGACCCUAAUAACCCAUCAUUUGUUAAGACCAUGGUUCGAUCACAUGUGUCCAGCUGCUUUUGGCUUGGUCUUCCUACAAGCUUCUGCAAACAGAAUCUGCCUCCCACAGAGUUUAGGAUGGUGUUGGAGGAUGAAGAUGGUGUUGAAUUUGAUGCUGUCUAUAUUGGGAAACGAACAGGUCUAAGUGGUGGAUGGAGGGGCUUUGCAAUGCACCACAACUUGGAGGAUGGAGAUUCCUUGGUCUUCGAAUUGGCUGAGCAUGACAGAUUUAAGAUUUAUAUAAUAAAAGCUAUAGAUGAUGAUGAUGUAGAAGAGGAUGAGUCUGAUGACAAGAAUGCCAGUGGGGGUACUAAGGAAGAGCCUGCUGAGGAAGAUUCACCUGCUGCCGAGCCUCCAAAAGGUGCCAAAAGAAGAAAACUCCGUGGACGGCGGUAGUUUGCCUGUUAGUUUGCAUCAGCUUGAAAUAUUAGGCACUCCUGGUGAACGAAUGUUGUCAUGCUAGCAAAGCGUCUCCUGUCAGGUCAUCUAUUUUGCCCAGUUUUUGUUGACCUGUUCUUUCAGAAAUUGUGGGCAACCGAUUACCCAUAUAUCGCUGCAACAAGUACACCUAUCAACGUAGGUAGCCCUUGAUUCCAUGUAAAUAGGUAGUUUGGCACUCAGAGCACUUGUAUUCUCAGAAUCCCCUAUGUGCGCUACUAAGCUAGUGUCACGUAGUGUGAUGUUGGUUUAAACAAUGCUUCUGUGCAUAUGAAUAAGAGUCAUUAGCAAAGGGAAUAAUCGCUAAUGACAUCGUGUAUGCAGCGAAACAUUGUUACUUCUGAACGCCCAAGACAACAUGUCAAUAUUCUCAGCUCUA
Messenger RNA from Setaria italica (foxtail millet), 1512 nucleotides. RefSeq names its product B3 domain-containing protein Os05g0481400. Lineage: Eukaryota; Viridiplantae; Streptophyta; Magnoliopsida; Poales; Poaceae. The transcript is spliced from 8 exons. The record is from RefSeq and is a predicted model, not a curated record. The coding region runs from base 9 to 1091 and encodes 360 amino acids. Gene Ontology annotation, molecular function: DNA binding.